AUGACCCUCAACGACAUCAAAGCCUUCGUCGAAGCUGAGAUCAACGUUCCUCCGUCCGCACAACACUUCUUACAAGAUGGGCGACCGGUCACAGAUACCUCUAAAAGCUUAGCUCAACUGAAUAUUCAAGAAGGGGGUGUUUUAGCCAUGGCCGUUCGAAGCGCAAGGUCUAGCAGACGUCCCGCUCAAGAACAUACCGCUGGCCAAUCCGCUCAGAGGUCACAGAGCGGUAGCGACCCGGAGCAAGCGAGACUGCGUAUCUUGGGUGACCCCGUUGUUAUGGCCGAGUGCCGAAGACAAGAUCCUGAGCUGGCAGCUGCUUGUUCCGACCCUCAAAAAUUCCAGGAUUUGUGGAGGAUAAGACAAAGACAAUACGAGCAGGUCCAGCGGGAGAAGGAGGAACAAGUCGCCCUACUAGAAGCCGACCCUUUCAAUGUCGAGGCACAGCAGAAGAUCGAGGAGAUCAUCCGGCAACAACGGGUUGCGGAAAAUUUGCAGAAGGCCAUGGAGGAAAACCCAGAAUCUUUUGGCAGAGUUACGAUGCUUUACAUCGAUGUCACAGUCAACAAUGUCCCUAUAAAGGCGUUCGUGGACUCCGGCGCGCAAACAACUAUCAUGUCUCCAUCCGCCGCCGAGCGGUGCGGAAUCCUCCGAUUAAUCGAUAAACGGUACGGCGGUAUAGCCAGAGGGGUGGGCACUGCGACCAUCCUUGGGCGGGUGCACUCGGCCGAAAUCCAGAUCGGGCAGUACAACUUAGCCAGCAGCUUCACAGUGAUGGAAGGCAAGGAUGUGGAUCUACUGCUUGGUCUCGACAUGCUCAAGCGGCAUCAGAUGUGCAUUGACCUGAAAAAGAACUGCUUACGUGUCCAUGAUGACGAGAUAUCUUUCUUGCCCGAGAAUGAGAUACCUAAAAUGAUGGAGGAUAUCCUGGAAAAAGAGCCCAAGGUUGAAGGGCCGGACGGAAGCACGAUUGGCACGACCACAGGCACCGUUGAGCCAGGAACUUCAGCAUCAUCAACAGGCGAGCAGUCCAAAGCAGGGCCAAGCAGCAACGUUGCACCAACCCAGCCCUCUUCGUCACAAGCAGCAGCAGCAGGACACGGUAAUUUUGGCCCGUCGCAGCCGAUCACCCCCGAAUCAAUCGCCAAAAUCACAGAAUUGGGAUUCUCCCGGGAGGAAGCAAUUGCAGCAUUGAGACAGGUCGAUGGCAAUGUCGAGUUGGCCAUCGGCCUGUUGAUUUGA
Molecule: messenger RNA, 1242 nt
Organism: Capronia epimyces CBS 606.96
Lineage: Eukaryota; Fungi; Ascomycota; Eurotiomycetes; Chaetothyriales; Herpotrichiellaceae
Exons: 2
Coding region: 1-1242 (413 amino acids)
Biological process (GO): proteolysis
Molecular function (GO): aspartic-type endopeptidase activity; protein binding
Source: RefSeq, a predicted model, not a curated record